Messenger RNA from Nelumbo nucifera (sacred lotus), 408 nucleotides. Lineage: Eukaryota; Viridiplantae; Streptophyta; Magnoliopsida; Proteales; Nelumbonaceae. The record is from the annotation of a RefSeq genome assembly.
AUGCUUAGUCCCAAAAGAACCAGAUUUCGUAAACAACAUAGAGGAAGAAUGAAGGGAAUAUCUUAUCGAGGCAAUCGUAUUUGUUUCGGUAGAUACGCUCUUCAGGCACUUGAACCCGCUUGGAUCACAUCUAGACAAAUAGAAGCAGGGCGGCGAGCAAUGACACGAUAUGCGCGUCGUGGUGGAAAAAUCUGGAUACGUAUAUUUCCAGAUAAACCUGUUACAAUAAGACCUACGGAAACACGUAUGGGUUCGGGGAAAGGAUCUCCCGAAUAUUGGGUAUCCGUCGUUAAACCGGGUCGAAUACUUUAUGAAAUGGGCGGAGUAUCAGAAAUUGUAGCCAGAGAAGCUAUUUCAAUAGCUGCAUCCAAAAUGCCUAUACGAACACAAUUCGUUAUUGCGGGAUAG